Messenger RNA from Aspergillus melleus, 1242 nucleotides. RefSeq names its product cellulase family protein. The coding region runs from base 1 to 1242 and encodes 413 amino acids. Gene Ontology annotation, molecular function: hydrolase activity, hydrolyzing O-glycosyl compounds. The record is from RefSeq and is a predicted model, not a curated record. The transcript has 4 exons. NCBI's taxonomy places the organism in Eukaryota, Fungi, Ascomycota, Eurotiomycetes, Eurotiales, Aspergillaceae.
AUGUAUUUUCUCAAUGCUUUGGCCGUUCUGGUCGGCCUGAGUCUUACUCCCCUCGCUGCGUCUAUUUCGGACUCGCCCCUUUCAACAUCCGGUCGCUGGAUCGUUGAUUCAGAUGGAGCAAACGUCACCUUUGCUGGGGUAAAUUGGCCCGGCGCAGCAGAUGCGAUGCUGCCCGAGGGUCUUCAGUACCAGUCCAUCGCGUAUAUUGUUGGCAAGGUGAAGGAGCUGGGGAUGAACUCAAUUCGACUGACAUUUGCGAUCGAAAUGAUCGAUGACAUCUAUGAACAGGGCGGCGACGUGCCUAUCAAAACUUCCCUUAUCAACGCUCUUGGUGAGGAGAAUGGGACUUCCGUGUAUCAGGAUAUUGUCAGCCACAAUGAUCAGUUUGGGGAGGAUACUACUAGGCUGGAUGUCUUUGAUGCCGUCGCUAAAGAGUGCUACGACCAGGGUGUCUACGUCCACCUUGACAACCACGUCUCCAAGGCCAAGUGGUGUUGUUCCACUGAUGAUGGAAACUCUUGGUUUGGCGACGAGUUCUUCAACGUGACCAGCUGGCAUAGGGGAUGGAAGUACAUGGCUGAUCACGUCAAAGACCUUCCCGCCGUUAAAAGCGUCGGAAUGCGCAACGAGUUCCGUCAGCCCGAUGAUGAAUCUACAAGCGAAGAGUAUACAUGGACUGUCUGGUAUAAGAACAUGGUUGAGAAUGCCAAACAGAUCUACGAGGCGAAUCCCGAUCUCCUGAUAUUUUUCUCCGGUUUGAACUUCGACACGACCUUGACUCCUAUCCCUACUGGGGAGGACCUCGGCGACGGUACUAAGUUCAGUAAGGAUGAUUUUGCCUUCGCUGAUAAGAUCGUGCUUGAGCUUCACAACUACGCCAGUGACACUGGGAGCUGUGACAGUUUGAAGUCAAGCCUCUACGGCAGUGGCUACAAUGCGUUAGACACGCAGAACUCGAGUAUUGUGAAUGUUCUGCCGGUGCUAUUGACCGAAUUUGGAUUCUCUCAGGAUGACGAUUCUUAUAACACUGUUUAUGCUUCCUGCCUGAAGGAAUAUUUGCCCGAAGUUCAAUCGGGAUGGAUGGUUUGGGAGCUAGGCGGAAGCUAUUACAUUCGUGAGGGAGUGCAAGAUUUUGAUGAAUCUUGGGGGCUUCUUGAUCAUACCUGGUCUGACUGGAGAUCCUCCGAUGCGAUCAACAAAGGAAUGAUUCCUAUGGUUGAAGCGACUUUGCGAAGUGGGUAG